Molecule: messenger RNA, 663 nt
Organism: Adineta steineri
Lineage: Eukaryota; Metazoa; Rotifera; Eurotatoria; Adinetida; Adinetidae
Source: the annotation of a GenBank genome assembly
AUGCAUGCUACGCGUGCUACACUGACUUAUAUUCCUGAUACAGUUCUAUCAUCAAUUAUUCUCUCUACAAUCGACAAUCGUUCAAAAUUAAUUCAACACGAUGAGAACGGACGGAUCUUUCUUGAUUUUCCGCCUGUUUUGUUUAAAUAUGCGUUGGAACAACUGCGUCGUUGGAAGAAUCGAGGUAAUAUGUCGGCUGAUCGAGAGAUUUUACCACCUUCAUGGCAUGUUAAAAACGAAUUCGAUGAAAUGCUCGUUUCACUCGGCUUAGCUGAAUACAAACAAAAUUUACCAAUUGAAUAUACGAUCUAUAAUGUUAGUGACGAUGCAACACGUCGCGUCGGUACAGGUGGAGGUAUGCUUUGUGAUCGAGAUCUUGUUGGUUGGAUCCGCUUUAUUGAUCGAGCUGGUAAUACGAUUGUUCGGCAAGCGCCAGCCAUAGGGUGUGGUGGUCAGAAAUCUGGUUGGCUACAAGGUACUUAUCCCACAGAACCUUGGACAACGACACUUAGUACUUUGUGUUACACAGAUGAAAUGCGCACACCUUGUCGAGCUUCGAUUCCGAUUCGUACCACACAUUGUGGUAAUUUUCUAGUCUUUAAAUUGCGUUCGCCACCAUUUUGUCCAGCACGUGCUUGUACUGAUGAUUAUAAUCUAAAUUAA